AUGGUCCAGAAGACAGGACGGUAUAAUCGAGGUACUGAAACCACCAUAACGGAGUACCCCUUGCAGCUGUCUCUCCUCCUCGAAGGGUCCCACAGGUGCGGAGCUUCCAUCGUCAGCUCCAACUGGGCGUUGACGGCUGCCCACUGCAUCGACUGUGCCCCAGCAUCUCUGUUGACCGUGCGUGCCGGCUCCUCGUACAGAAACAGUGGUGGGACUGUGCUCGAUGUAGCACAGGCUAUCAAAAACAAAUUGUUCUACAGCCCGGUUGGCGACUAUGACAUUGCGAUGGUGCAGCCCGCUGAGACAUUCCCGCUGGGGUCUGAUGUGCAGCCCGUGGGCCUUCCAGACGCCGGAUAUGAUCCUCCAACGGGCCUGGCCGUUACUGUGACGGGCUGGGGACUGAUAGGGACCGGUGGAAGCUAUGCAAACACACUGCUGAAGGUGGACAUUAAUAUUGUCGAUCGCUCUACUUGCCAGGAAAACAUGGGUAGCCUCAUAACGAAGCGGAUGGUGUGCGCCGGUGAGGCAGGCAAGUCUGUCUGCAACGGGGACUCGGGAGGUCCACUCGUCAGUGGUACCACACAGCCCGUGGGCCUUCCAGAUGCCGGAUAUGGUCUUCCGAGGGGCCUGGCCGUUACUGUGACGGGCUGGAGAACGACAGCGUCCGGUGGAACUCCUGCAUCCGCACUGCUGAAGGUGGACAUUAGCAUUGUCGAUCGCUCUACUUGCCAAGAAAACUUCAGUAGCCUCGUAACGAAGCGGAUGGUGUGCGCCGGUGAGGCAGUCAUCUUCGAGGGUUCCCUCAGAUGCGGCGCUUCCAUCAUCAGCUCCAACUGGGCACUGACGGCCGCCCACUGCAUCGACGGCCUCUCAGCGUCAAUGCUGACCGUGCGUGCUGGCUCCUCGUACAGAAACAGUGGCGGAACUGUGCUCGAUGUUGCACAGGCCAUCAAAAACAAACUGUACUAUGCAAUUAACGUUGACUACGACAUUGCAGUGCUGCAGCCUGCUGAGCCCUUCCCGCUGGGGUCAGACGUGCAGCCAGUGAGCCUUCCAGAGGCUGGAUACGACCCUCCGAGUGGCCUUGCAGUUACUGUGACGGGCUGGGGACGGAUAGCCAGCGGUGGCAGCGCCCCGACAGUCCUGCAGAAGGUGGACAUUAAUGUCAUUGACCGCACUACUUGCCAGGAUAUCUUCUUAGGCGUCAACAUGGUCACGAAGCGGAUGGUGUGCGCCGGUGAAGCAGGCAAGUCCACCUGCGAUGGGGACUCUGGCGGUCCGCUCGUCAGUGGUUCGACGCAGAUCGGCAUCGUGUCCUGGGGAAAUACUCCUUGCCAGGAGAGCGGCGCCGUGUUCACAAACGUCGGCGAACUUCGCUCUUGGGUUACCAACACUACCGGAGUGUAA
Messenger RNA from Schistocerca piceifrons (Central American locust), 1407 nucleotides. Its product is annotated as chymotrypsin-2-like. NCBI's taxonomy places the organism in Eukaryota, Metazoa, Arthropoda, Insecta, Orthoptera, Acrididae. Gene Ontology annotation, molecular function: serine-type endopeptidase activity. The transcript has 5 exons. Gene Ontology annotation, biological process: proteolysis. The record is from RefSeq and is a predicted model, not a curated record. Bases 1 to 1407 code for a protein of 468 amino acids.